UUUUCAAAAGGAUCAUUUUAUCCGAAACCAAAACAUAGGGCCAUUUUUCAUGUUAAAAAAACUCCUCCACUUCUCUCCUCAACCUUCCGCCCGUCAACCUCCUUCCGAUCUCCUGCCUCUCUCUUCUCCGGCCACCAUUUCCAAGCACAGAUCACGCUACUCCUCCGAAGAACAACCAACAACCAAGCUCCUUCUGAUUUACCCGUUCCUGGCGCACCCUACGAAGUGACUCCUCUCCUGAAACCCACGAACGAGCGAAACACUCUAAAUUCCUUUCGAACUUAGCCUGUGGUGUUCGGUUUUGUGAAAUUGAACACAAUUAAAGAACUUCUGGCUUCCUUUUUUGAGUAAUCAUGUCAGGAAGGUCAAAUGGAUGCACCAUUUACAUUGGUAAUUUGGAUGAAAAAGUAAGUGACAGGGUUCUUUACGACAUUCUAAUCCAAGCUGGACGGGUUGUGGACUUGCACAUUCCUCGAGACAAGGAAUCUGGCAAGCCUAAGGGUUUUGCUUUUGCAGAGUAUGAAAGUGAGGAGAUUGCCAACUAUGCUGUUAAGCUUUUCUCUGGUCUCGUGAAUCUUCAUAAACGUACCUUGAAGUUUGCAGUAUCUGGGCAAGACAAGCCUUCACCUGGUAGCAAUGCAAUCACUUCAUCAUCGAGGUCGCAUGAAAUAUCUCAGUAUUCCAAUCGCUUUUCCCCAUCUUGCAGGUUUCCAACAUAUCCUGAGAACCAUCUUGAAGCUCUUCUUAACCCUGGUUUAGUUAACCAAUUUAAUGGGUAUGGAUCACAUUUGGAUAACUACAAUAAAGAAUACAGUCAGAGGUAUUCUGGGACAAAUUUGGAUAGCUUUAACCAACCUAAAUCACGCCGCCAUGAUUCGAGUUUUCCUGUAGAUUAUCCUCCUUACUAACUUUUGAACUAAUGCAGCCAGUGCCGUCCAUUGUGGUUAAUCUUAAUGAUAAUAUAAGUGUUAGGAAAAGUUGGACCUCUUAGAUGGUUGUAGAUGGUUUGGAGGAAAAUGAUGCGAUAUUUGGCUAUUUGCUACGGUGCCUGCUAGCUUAUGUUAUUGAAUACGUUGUCAUUUUGCCAGGAUUAUGUGUUCAUAUGAUUUGGCUAUGUUGUUGUAAACUUAUAGUUGAUACCCUAACUAAGUAUUGUAACCUAUUUGAUUAAAUAUUCAGAUUUUCUAUAAUUCAUGUUUAAUGUUAUUAUAAACGAUAUUUCCAAGGUGACUGAAAAAGUUUGUGUA
Cucumis sativus (cucumber) is the source of this 1247-nucleotide messenger RNA. Its product is annotated as RNA-binding protein 7. Lineage: Eukaryota; Viridiplantae; Streptophyta; Magnoliopsida; Cucurbitales; Cucurbitaceae. Bases 354 to 908 code for a protein of 184 amino acids. Gene Ontology annotation, molecular function: RNA binding. The transcript is spliced from 5 exons. The record is from RefSeq and is a predicted model, not a curated record.